Lotus japonicus is the source of this 1209-nucleotide messenger RNA. RefSeq names its product glucan endo-1,3-beta-D-glucosidase ARB_01444-like. Lineage: Eukaryota; Viridiplantae; Streptophyta; Magnoliopsida; Fabales; Fabaceae. Gene Ontology annotation, molecular function: endo-1,3(4)-beta-glucanase activity. The record is from RefSeq and is a predicted model, not a curated record.
UCUGCAAUCACAACAAAUUCUUCAUACUUUUAUGGGGAAUUGAUUGCAAGGGCAGCAAGGUUGACUUUGAUAGCUGAAGAGGUGUGCUUCCUUGAUGUGAUUCCAAAGAUUAGGAAGUAUUUGAAGGAAACCAUUGAGCCAUUGCUGGAUGAAACUUUUAAUGGGAAUGAAUUUCUCUAUGAUAGGAAGUGGGGAAGGGUUAUUACUAAGCAAGGUUCUACUGAUAUUGGGGCUGAUUUCAGGUUUGGAGUUUACAAUGGUCAUCAAUAUCAUUUGGGGUACUUUGUUUAUGGAAUUGUAGUGCUUGCAAAGAUUGACCCAGUUUGGGGAAGGAAGGAUAAGCCUCAGGCCUAUUCACUCAUGGCAGAUUUCAUGACCUUGAGCAGAAGAUCAAACUCUAUACGCCAUCUAAGGUGUUUCGACCUUUAUAAACUGCACUCCUGGGCUGGAGGGUUAACCGAGUUUGCUGAUGGAAGAAAUUAGGAGAGCACCAGUGAAGCUGUGAAUGCAUAUUACUCUGCAACAUUGAUGGGUUUGGCAUAUGGAGACACCCAUCUUGUUGCUACUGGAUUGACACUUACAUCGUUCGAAAUCCAUGCAGCUCAAAUGUGGUGGCAUGUAAGAGAAGGAGAUAAGCUUUAUGAGGAAGAUUUUACCAAAGAGAACAAGGUAGUUGGUGUGUUAUGGGCUAACAAGAGAGACAGUGGACUAUGGUUUGCUCCUCCUGAGUGGAGAGAGUGUAUGCUAAGGAUUCAGCUCUUGCCUUUGCUGCCUAUUUCUGAAGUUCUGUUCUCAAAUGUUGAUUUUGUGAAGGAGCUUGUGGAGUGGACUUUACCUGCUUUGAAUAGGGAAGGUGUUGGAGAAGGAUGGAAGGGGUUUGUGUAUGCACUGCGAGGAGUGUAUGAUAAUGAAGGUGCGUUGCAGAAGAUAAGAAGCUUAAAUGGUUUUGAUGAUGGAAACACAUUGACUAAUCUAUUAUGGUGGGUUCACAGCAGAGGUGAUGAAGUAGAGGAAUUUGGACAUGGGAAACACUGCUGGUUUGGUCAUUACUGCCACUAGGUAUUGUUAAUGAUUUCAAAUACUUAAAAAGUAAAGAAGAUAUUAGUAGUUCUUGCGUUGUACCUAUUUCUGUAUUCAACUUAUAUAUGUCUCUUACAAUUUGUUUGUAAAUAAAGUAUGUUUGUGUGGAAUUUUGAAUUCAUUGUCUAU